Messenger RNA from Schistosoma mattheei, 879 nucleotides. The record is from the annotation of a GenBank genome assembly. NCBI's taxonomy places the organism in Eukaryota, Metazoa, Platyhelminthes, Trematoda, Strigeidida, Schistosomatidae.
AUGGUUACUAUGAAGAAUAGUGGAAAGCACAAGCGAGUUCGUAUAGAUGAUUUCUUGGACCCAGGAGAUGGAUACGAUACACAAGAUUCAUUUAUCGAUGAUUCCGAAGCUGAAUCAAAUAAUAAUCAAAAAAAUGGGGAUAACCCUUUCGCAUCCAAUGAAGCUGCAGAAGAAAAAAAGCUUUCUGACCUAGCUAAGGCACUCGAGAGGAAAUAUGGGACUAUGGUUACUAUGAAGAAUAGUGGAAAGCACAAGCGAGUUCGUAUAGAUGAUUUCUUGGACCCAGGAGAUGGAUACGAUACACAAGAUUCAUUUAUCGAUGAUUCCGAAGCUAUUGAUGUAUUUGUGGCCCCGAACAUUUCUACUAAGUUUGGAGGAUAUUUUGUACAUCAAGGAACUGUUGAAGGACUUGAAGAUCAGAGUGCGAAAAUUGAGGCCCCUUGGAGUGCAAGGAUAUUGGAAUCAAAUAAUAAUCAAAAAAAUGGGGAUAACCCUUUCGCAUCCAAUGAAGCUGCAGAAGAAAAAAAGCUUUCUGACCUAGCUAAGGCACUCGAGAGGAAAUAUGGGACUAUGGUUACUAUGAAGAAUAGUGGAAAGCACAAGCGAGUUCGUAUAGAUGAUUUCUUGGACCCAGGAGAUGGAUACGAUACACAAGAUUCAUUUAUCGAUGAUUCCGAAGCUGUAGGGUCCCUUCACAUUUUCUAUUGUAAUAUGCAGAUUGAUGUAUUUGUGGCCCCGAACAUUUCUACUAAGUUUGGAGGAUAUUUUGUACAUCAAGGAACUGUUGAAGGACUUGAAGAUCAGAGUGCGAAAAUUGAGGCCCCUUGGAGUGCAAGGAUAUUGGUUUGUGUAAAUGAAACUGAUUCCAUUAUCCGAUAG